Molecule: messenger RNA, 1446 nt
Organism: Scylla paramamosain (green mud crab)
Lineage: Eukaryota; Metazoa; Arthropoda; Malacostraca; Decapoda; Portunidae
Product: splicing factor 3A subunit 2-like
Exons: 3
Coding region: 24-1139 (371 amino acids)
Biological process (GO): anatomical structure development
Molecular function (GO): extracellular matrix binding; collagen binding; protein binding
Source: RefSeq, a predicted model, not a curated record
UUCCCCUUCUGCCUCUCCUUCAUAUGACUACAGCGGGGUGGGUGGAGGGUACCAGUGCAACCCAUACAAGCAGUGCCCCUCCCUCAUAUGGCACACGAGUGUGCGCCUCCAACGGCCUUGACUACCCGAGCAAAUGUGAGCUGGAUAAGGUUACUUGUGUCGACCCAAGAAUCUACGAAGUGUCCUGCUACGGUCCACCCAUCCACCCAGGCGGUCCACACAUCCACCCAGGACCACCUGUCCACCCGGGGGGAGGUUCACACAUCCACCCAGGACCACCUGUCCACCCAGGGGGAGGUUCACAUGUCCACCCACCACCACCCAUCCACCCAGGGGGAGGUCCACACAUCCACCCACCACCACCCAUCCACCCAGGGGGAGGUCCACACAUCCACCCGAGACCACCAGUUCACCCAGGGGGAGGUUCACAACAUCCGCCCAAGACCACCCAUCCCUCCAGGCGGCUCACACAUCCACCCGGGACCACACAUCCACCCAGGCGGUUCACCACACCCACCCCGGGGGUUCACACACCCACCAGGGGGGCUCACACCCAGGGCAGUCCACAGGGGUCACACGUCACUGGAGCCCCAUACGAAAAACCCGCAGAGCCUCACCCCAGUCUGCCGGGAGGCUCAUACGAUAAACCUCAGAAACCCCACAUCACCCUGCCAGGAUCUCCAGGGGGGUCUUAUGAAACCCCCAGCAAGCCCCACAUCACCCUGCCGGGAGGUUCCAUCAGUCCCUAUGACAAGCCUGCCAAGCCCCACGUGACGCUGCCCGGGGAUCACGCCGGCACACCAGGAGACACGCACCAAGGUAAACCAUCACGCGGGGGUUCCAGUACACAGGGGAGUUCGAGUUCCCAAGGUAGCAAUUACUAUGAGUGCAUCGACCCGCGGCUGUGCUCAGAGAGUUCGAGUCCCGUGUGUGGCUCAGACGGGGUCACGUACAGCAAUGAAUGCCAGCUGAAGCAAGCCUCGUGCAGGAGUCCUGUCCCCCUCACCCUCGCCGGCCCGGACACUUGCGAACACCAGCUGAGGUCAACGCUUGGAGGUGAAGUGGAGGAGGUGGAGGAGGUGGAGGAGAGCAGACAGGUAGAGACAUCAGAAGUAUCACUGGAAGACACCUCCACUUAACCUCCACAUCUCCACAUAGCCUCCACUCGCACCCAUGACGUCACAGUGCAGCCAGCCAAUCCACAUCAAGCACUCCACAACCUCCCAGCACCAGCAGCCAAUCAGGGAGAAGAUGCUGUGACGUAAUGAUAGUCUGGACCAAUGAGAGGCCUUGCUGACGUGGAUGAUGUUCAGAGGUGGAAUUUAUGUGUUGAUUUUAUCCAUUAAUUUAUUGAACUAACUUAUUAACUUCUUUUUUUAAAUUUAUCUUGUUAUUGUUGUUUUGUUGUUGAUUGUUGUUGUUGCAGUAAAUGUAGUUGUUGUUUUG